UUUGGUGUCUCAUCGACGGGACUUCUGGCCAAGUCAAUUAAGUUUAUAACAGACUAAUUAGUGUAAAAAGGGAUGCUUAGCUCAACGGAAGACGUACCAAAAAAUGUCUCAUCAUUCAUGUUUCCAUUCAUCCUAAUGUAGUUAAUUAAUUCGUAUGUACCGUUUGUAUGGAAAGGGCUUGACGAACAUAGAGACAAAGAGCGGCAUCCAGCAGACGCUUUACACUUGGAGUUUGACUGCUGUUAUAUUUUUUUGAUUGACCGCGCUGUCACCUUCUGCCGCAAAUAUUUCUGUUGCAUUCAUCUCGACACAUGUCAGUCGCAGUACACCACGGAGAUAACCUUCGCAAAACAGAAGUCAAGAAAAAGACUGUAUACAAGGCAGUUCUAGAUACCCCUUUCAUAUUGAAAUGGCCUUUCACGCCAGCAGAUCGACAUUUGGAGAUCUUUAAAGCACUUUGUGAGCUUUUAAAACCAAUAGGAGAGGCCCGAUUGGAACGACGAAAACAGCGCAAACAAAAGAUCAAAGCAACCGAGCAGCUUCCCAGUUCUCCAACCGUGAUCACUGGCUUCAAUGAAAUCACCCGCAGCCUUGAACGCAAGGACCCAGACGACUCAGAUGCCAUUGUGUUUGUGUGUCGUUCUGACACGGAACUACCUCAAUUGUGCUCCUACUACCCGCAACUAUGCGCUCUUGCCGGACGAAAACUUGUCCCGCUGCAAAAAGGCUCGGAAACAGCAUUAGCAGGCGUCUUAGGGUUGAAGCGAGUGAUGGGUGUACAGGUGAAGGGCUCUGGCGAUGUAUGGGACCGUCUAACAAAACUGACCAGUGGGAUCCCAACACCUAGCGCACCAUGGCUCGAACAUAGAUACAUGCCUACUGAGAUCAAAACGCUUGAAACCACCGCACCAGUGAUCAAUCGGACGCAACCGAAGAACCAGCAGCAAAUGAAGCGCCCGUCGGCUGGCACAGAAAGUAGUAACAAAAAACAGAAAUCAUAACCACACUUUGUGCUAUAUAAGGCAAAAUUUGGUACUAUCUUUAUCAUACAGCCGUAAUUUAACACAAUACAAAUCUCGCCCGGGUUUGGCGGAUAA
Umbelopsis ramanniana AG is the source of this 1097-nucleotide messenger RNA. RefSeq lists its product as uncharacterized. Gene Ontology annotation, biological process: intronic box C/D snoRNA processing; rRNA processing; nuclear-transcribed mRNA catabolic process, RNase MRP-dependent. NCBI's taxonomy places the organism in Eukaryota, Fungi, Mucoromycota, Umbelopsidomycetes, Umbelopsidales, Umbelopsidaceae. Bases 312 to 1001 code for a protein of 229 amino acids. The record is from RefSeq and is a predicted model, not a curated record. The transcript has 3 exons. Gene Ontology annotation, cellular component: cytosol; nucleolar ribonuclease P complex; ribonuclease MRP complex. Gene Ontology annotation, molecular function: ribonuclease MRP activity.